Molecule: messenger RNA, 1000 nt
Organism: Chara braunii
Lineage: Eukaryota; Viridiplantae; Streptophyta; Charophyceae; Charales; Characeae
Source: the annotation of a GenBank genome assembly
GUCCGAGGGGAAAGAAGGUAUAAAGGUGGUUGACUAUGGAGGAUGGGGUGAAGGAGGUAGAGGGGGAAGAAGGUGUGAAGGUGGUUCGCUAUGGCGGAUGGGUGAAGAAGGUGGAGGAGGAAGAAGGUGUCAAGGCGGUGGAGGAAGAAGAAGUUGUGAACGUGGUUGGCUAUGGAGGAUGGGUGACGGAGGUGGAGGAGGUGGAAGAGGAAGGUGUGAAGGUGGUUGGCUAUGGAGGAGAGGUGAAGGAGAUGGAGGAGGAAGAAGAUGUGAAGGUGAUUGGCUAUAGAGGAUGGGUGAAGGAGGUGGAGGAGGAAGAAAGUGUGAAGGCGGUUGGUUAUGGAGAAUGGGUGAAGGAGGUGGAGGAGGAAGAAGGUGUAAAGGUGGAUGGCUAUAGUGGAUGGGUGAAGGAGGUGGAGGAGGAAGACGGUGUGAAUGCGGUUGACUAUGAUAAAUGGGUGAAGGAGGUCGAUGAGGAAGAAGGUGUGAAGGCGGUUGGCUAUGGACGAUGGGUGGAAGUCGAGGAGGAAGGUGGUAUGAAGGUGGUUGACUAUGGUGGAUGGGUGAAGAAGGUGGAGGAGAAAGAAUGUGUGAAGGUGGUUGGCUGUGGAGGAUGGGUGAAGGACGUGGAGGAGGUGGAGGAGGAAGAAGGUGUGAACUUGAAGGUGAAGGAUGUGGAGGUGGAAGAAGGUGUGAAGGCAGUCGGGUAUGGAGGAUGGGUGAAGGAGGUGGAGGAGGAAGAAGGUGUAAAGGUGGUUGGCUAUGGUAGACGGGUAAAGGAGGUGGAGGAGGAAGAAGGUGUGAAGGCGGUUGUCAGUUGGCUAUGGUGGAUGGGUGAAGGAGGUCGAGGAGGAAGAACAUGUGAAGGCGGUUGGCUAAGGAGGAUGGUUGAAGGAGGGCGAGGAGGAGGAAGGUGUGAAGGUGGUUGACUAUGGUGGAUGGGUGAAGGAGGUGGAGGAGGAAGAAGGUGUGAAGGUGGUUGAGUAUGGUGGACGUGUAA